AUGGACUCACCAUGGAGAUCAGAAUUAUAUAAGCCAUCCUCAGCUUGUGAGAUUUCUCCGUAUCAAAUUCUAGAGGCAGAACCCUUGGAGUCCGAAAUUAAAGCAUUGACUCAAUUCACAAAGGACAUUACUGAGACCGCAUACGACCCUGAAAACUGGCUUUACCGAGGAAACUGCCUCCGUCAAUUAGGGUAUCCAGAACUUGCUCUUGGCGAUGUUCAUAAAGCCCGGCUUCUAGUCGAAGCUGCCUUAAAGAACGAUUCUACCUUAGGUACUGAUGCGUACAAAGCAUAUAGUCAAAAGAUAUAUCAGCUGCACCAGACCGACCCAGCAUGGAUGCCGAGGAAGGCACAGGUUGCGACUCCAGAAUCUCUUCAUGCCUUAGUCACAAUUCUAUUGAAGAGACUUGAGCUUCAGAUCUGGUCGGAACUGAUGGAAGGCCUGAUGGCUUCCAACUGCUGUGCAGACUAUCUUGCGGCAAGUAAAGAGGCCGUUGCCAGAUUUCCUGAUGACAAGGUUUUUCCUUCCGAAGUAGCGAAUGCCGAGUCAUGGUUUGAGCAGCGGCAAGAUAUCCUCCAGGGAUAUGUUGACGACGGAGAAAUGACAACAGAAGCCAUGACAAGUACUCUUUACAACGGAGGUGUCUACCCCACAGCGUAUCCAUGGAUGACCGAAGAUCUUGUCACAAGAUCUGAUAAAUCAAUAGAAAAGGUAGCCACUGAAUUUUCUUCUGCAUCUUCCAACUGCGUAGUCUCGAAGAGUACAAUUAGACUGGCUUCAUCCCCCGAAGAAGUUUUGGAGAUGGAUGUGCUUGGAGUCGUGGCAAUAAAAGAUAUUCUGGCUCAAGAACCAGUCCUUUAUGACCCUACGCUUGCUGCUGUAGUUGACAGUGCCGGUCGUUGUCCCGCUUGCUGUGGGCCGGUUCUGGAUGGGGUUGAAAAUUCUUGUUGCAGAACUUCUUAUUGCAGCCCUUUGUGCUCCCAGCGUGCGCUGGAUAGUUAUCACACCGUCGUUUGUGGUAAGGAUUUCGAUUUCCUGUAUGAAACUAAACCAGUAUCCUCGUCAAGCUCCACAGAAUCGUUUAUUGGAUCUAAAUUGCUCCUCCGAGUCCUCGCCCUUUCUAUUAGAGAAAAUACUGCAAAUCCUCUACAGUCUUCUCUCAUUUCACGUCUCACGCCCGCUUACAAUCCAAACAAUCCUCAACUCAUCGCCUUCAACUUCACAGAUCAUAUCACGACACCAAUCCAGAUCCUCGGCGAGCUUGGCGUCGAUGUCUUCACGAACGGCAUGUAUGAUACAUGGGUACUGCACACUAUUCAUUGCCGGCUGCAAAAUAAUAAACACGGACAGACCUUUGAUAAUUUCCGUGGAACUGCCAUAAAUCCGCUAUACUCCAUGUUUAAUCAUAGUUGUGAUCCUAAUGUUGAUUGGAGACAUGACCAUGAAAAUAGUACAGUAACCAUGUUUGCCGAAAGGAAUAUCAAGAAAGGGGAGGAAAUGUUUAUUUCGUAUAUUGGCAAAGGCGAUAGUCUUAAGGACAGACAAAGGAAACUAAUGCCCUGGUUCGGCAUGGAGUGUGCGUGCCACAAGUGUGAUGAGGAGAACAUAGAAGCGUUGGCUGCAGUCUUGACUUUAUGA
Molecule: messenger RNA, 1638 nt
Organism: Sclerotinia sclerotiorum 1980 UF-70
Lineage: Eukaryota; Fungi; Ascomycota; Leotiomycetes; Helotiales; Sclerotiniaceae
Exons: 2
Coding region: 1-1638 (545 amino acids)
Cellular component (GO): nucleus
Molecular function (GO): protein binding
Source: RefSeq, a predicted model, not a curated record